GCGGGCGGCGGAACACGACUGCGGCGGCCGGCGGCCUCGGCGGGGGGGCGGAGCCGCUGCCGCUGCCGCCGCAACCCCGGUCGGGAUUUGAAAGAUUAAAAACUGGUGGAGAGGGCGGCGGCGUUGAAUGUGUGGCGGAAGCGCUGUGGGCCACGGCUCGGCGCCGGGCCGGGCAGCCGGCGGCAUCUCCACAGCAUGAAUUACCCGGCCCACGGGCCUCCGCGAAACCCCGAGCAUAACGGCCGGGGCGGCGGCGGCGCCGCCGCCGCUUGGGAGCUGGGCUCGGAUGCGGGGCCGGCGUUCGGCGGCAGCGUCUGCUGCUUCGACCACCUGCCCGCCGGGGACCCGGGCGACGACGAGGUGCCCCUGGCCCUGCUGCGUGGGGAGGCCGGUCUGCAUUUGGCGUCGGGAGCGGAGGACCACAACCACCACCUGGCGCUGGACCCCUGCCUCAGUGACGAGAACUAUGACUUCAGCUCGGCCGAGUCGGGCUCCUCGCUACGCUACUACAGCGAGGGCGAGAGUGGUGGCGGCGGCAGCUCCUCGUCGUUGCACCCGCCACAGCAGCAGCCGCUGGUCCCGACGAACUCGGGGGGCGGCGGGGUGGCCGGAGGGGGGCCUGGGGAGAGGAAGCGCACCCGGCUUGGCGGCGCGGCCGCCCGGCACCGCUACGAGGUGGUGACGGAGCUGGGCCCGGAGGAGGUGCGCUGGUUCUACAAGGAGGACAAGAAGACCUGGAAGCCCUUCAUCGGCUACGACUCGCUCCGCAUCGAGCUCGCCUUCCGAACCCUGCUGCAGGCCACCGGAGCCCGGGCCCGGGCGCAGGACCCGGACGACGACCAUGUGGGCGGCCCGGCCUCCCCCGCGGGGCCGGCCUCCAGCUCCGUGGAGGACGACGCCGAGGACCGCGUCUGCGGCUUCUGCCCGCGCAUUGCGGGGCACGGGCGCGAGAUGGAGGAGCUGGUGAACAUCGAGCGGGUGUGUGUGCGGGGCGGCCUCUACGAGGUGGAUGUGACCCAAGGAGAAUGCUACCCGGUGUAUUGGAACCAGUCCGAUAAAAUACCAGUAAUGCGUGGACAGUGGUUUAUUGAUGGUACUUGGCAGCCGCUAGAAGAAGAAGAAAGUAAUUUAAUUGAGCAAGAACAUCUUAGCCGUUUUAGAGGUCAGCAGAUGCAGGAAAGUUUUGAUAUUGAAGUGUCAAAACCCAUAGAUGGAAAAGAUGUUGUCUACCACCUCCCUCCCUUCUCCCUCCCUUCUCUGUUCAAAUGGAGAGGAUAUAAGGAGAGUACAGAUGCGGCAGGUCUUAAACGAAAGCGUUCCCAAGCUAUUCAUAGUUUCAAGUUGAGUCGAAACCACGUGGACUGGCACAGUGUGGAUGAAGUGUAUCUUUACAGUGAUGCAACAACGUCUAAAAUUGCGAGAACAGUUACUCAAAAGCUGGGAUUUUCUAAAGCGUCAAGUAGUGGGACCAGACUUCAUAGAGGUUAUGUAGAAGAAGCCACAUUAGAAGACAAGCCAUCACAGACUGCCCAUAUUGUAUUUGUUGUGCAUGGCAUUGGGCAGAAAAUGGACCAAGGAAGAAUUAUCAAAAAUACAGCCAUGAUGAGAGAGGCUGCAAGAAAAAUAGAAGAAAGGCAUUUUUCCAACCAUGCAACACAUGUUGAAUUUCUGCCUGUUGAGUGGCGGUCAAAACUUACUCUGGAUGGAGACACUGUUGAUUCCAUUACUCCAGACAAAGUGCGAGGUUUAAGGGAUAUGUUAAACAGCAGUGCAAUGGACAUAAUGUAUUAUACUAGCCCACUUUAUAGAGAUGAACUAGUUAAAGGCCUUCAGCAAGAGCUGAAUCGAUUAUAUUCCCUUUUCUGUUCUCGGAAUCCAGACUUUGAAGAAAAAGGGGGUAAAGUCUCAAUAGUGUCACAUUCCUUGGGAUGUGUAAUCACUUAUGACAUAAUGACUGGCUGGAAUCCAGUUCGACUCUAUGAACAGUUGCUGCAGAAGGAAGAAGAGUUGCCUGAUGAACAAUGGAUGAGCUAUGAAGAACGUCAUCUUCUUGAUGAGCUCUAUAUAACUAAACAACGGCUGAGAGACAUAGAAGAACGGCUACACGGAUUGAAGGCAUCAUCUAUGACACAAACACCUGCCUUAAAAUUUAAGGUUGAAAAUUUCUUCUGUAUGGGAUCCCCGCUGGCAGUUUUUUUGGCAUUGCGUGGCAUCCGCCCAGGAAACACUGGAAGUCAAGACCAUAUUUUGCCCAGAGAGAUUUGUAACCGAUUACUAAACAUUUUUCAUCCAACAGAUCCAGUGGCUUAUAGAUUAGAACCGUUAAUACUGAAACACUACAGCAACAUUUCACCUGUCCAGAUCCACUGGUAUAAUACUUCCAAUCCUCUACCUUAUGAGUAUAUGAAGCCAAGCUUUCUUCACCCAGCAAAAGAACCUACCUCAAUUUCAGACAGUGAAGGCAUUUCAACAAUACCAAGCCCUGUGACUUCACCAGUCUUGUCCCGCCGACACUAUGGGGAAUCUAUAACAAAUAUAGGCAAAGCAAGCAUAUUAGGGGCUGCGAGCAUUGGAAAGGGACUUGGAGGAAUGUUGUUCUCAAGGUUCGGACGUUCAUCUGCAUCACAGCCAUCUGAGGCAUCAAGGGACUCUGUGGAAGACGAGAAGAAGCCGGUUGCCUCACCUCCCACGUCCACUGUGGCAACGCAGACCCUUGCACAUAGCAGUUCUGGCUUUCUUGACUCUGCAUAUUUCAGACUUCAAGAAUCGUUCUUUAAUCUCCCACAACUUCUUUUUCCGGAAAAUGUAAUGCAGAAUAAAGAUAAUACCCUCGUGGAAUUGGAUCACAGAAUUGAUUUUGAACUCAGAGAAGGCCUUGUGGAGAGCCGCUAUUGGUCAGCUGUCACAUCGCAUACUGCCUAUUGGUCGUCCUUGGAUGUUGCCCUCUUUCUUUUAACCUUCAUGUACAAACAUGAGCACGAUAAUAGUGCAAAACCCAACUUUGAUCCAGUCUGAACUGUUGAAGGACAUUAAUGGCCCAAAACUGAUUCUUUUCUGUUAAAAUAUAUGUGUCAACAUGUGGAAGUUUCAGGUUUAAGUAUGUUUCACUUUUGUUUAGGGUAAGAAAUAAUUGAAUUUAGAAGCACUUUAUUUUACUUUAAAAAACAAAACAAAUGUCCAGUCCGAAAGAAGUUAUUUAUAGUUUUCAUCAUUUUAAGUAUGAGUCUGACAGAACCCCCUGCAGAGAAUCAAGCAAGACCUGGAAGUAAGGAGGACUUGGGUGGACUGCAAGGUUAUAGAUCACAAUCUAAUUUCUCCCAAAUAUAAAGGCAUAUUAAUGAGUUGAAUCUAAUGUAUUAACCAAAAUAUGUUAUAAAUCUAAAAUGAUCAAGGUCCAGGGUAUUCUACGUAAAGAUCACAAGGUGGUAUCAUUGUUUUCGAUCUCCAUGAAAACUUCCAUUUCCACAAUUUCUUUGAAACAUGAGUAACAGAUUUUAAAUGUUUUGAAUUUAACUUGUUUAGAAAAACUAAUGCUAAAAUAGAGACAACAUUUGAACUAUUGUAUUUAUAGUUUAUUACCUCUGACUAAUUGUUUUAUGUCAAUGUAUGAAACAUUACAUUUUUUUAAAUGUUUCCUUUGAACAAUUUAAGAACCACAUUUAUUUUCUAUAGCGUUAAGGCCCUUUUUUCUCAGAACUCCAUCUUUGUACUCUUCAGAUGAAUAUAUAGACACUGUGGCAUACUUCCAGCAUUGUUUUCAUUAAAAAGUUGUAGUUUUACACGAAUAACACUAGUUCAAUUAUUUUGAAAAAAAAUGAACUUUUUAUUAUGUCACAUGUACCUCAGAGAAAGCUAAAGUUUUCUAAACUUGACAUGGAAUACUCCAUAAUGGGUACAUUUAAUAAACUUUACUGGAAAAUUAGUAAACUUCUUUGGAGUAGGGAGUAUGACAACUAAAUUUUAAGUAUAUAAGCAUCUGUGUGCCAAACAAUUAACAUAUAAAAAGGGGAUGGAGUGCCACUAACAAAUUUUAUUUUUAAAGUGUUUAAGGAAUCGUAAUUGAGACAUAGACACAAUGGUUCAGGAUUCUGAGGCAUUGAAAGAGUUUCCUCAGCUGUAAUUUUUUCCACAGUGCUUUUCAUCUGAGGAGCUCAAAGUGCUUUGCGAUUUAAUAAUCUAUGUAGUAGCUUCUUGAGGUAAGUAAAUGAGUGUUAUUCUCAUGUUACAUGUUAGUACACUAAGGCACCAAAACAUUUAAAGUGCCUUGAAUUAGAUUACAGAGCAAAUCAGAGCUCAGACUGAAGACAGACCAUAUUCUUUUAUGUGCUGUUCAUUGACUGAUAAUUCACAUGUGACCUCUUGUUUUGCAAACAGUAAUAAUAACAGAAGUUGCAAUUCAUAA
Molecule: messenger RNA, 4402 nt
Organism: Balaenoptera ricei (Rice's whale)
Lineage: Eukaryota; Metazoa; Chordata; Mammalia; Artiodactyla; Balaenopteridae
Gene: DDHD1
Product: DDHD domain containing 1
Exons: 14
Coding region: 196-3015 (939 amino acids)
Cellular component (GO): cytoplasm
Molecular function (GO): metal ion binding; glycerophospholipase activity
Source: RefSeq, a predicted model, not a curated record